Molecule: messenger RNA, 420 nt
Organism: Maudiozyma barnettii
Lineage: Eukaryota; Fungi; Ascomycota; Saccharomycetes; Saccharomycetales; Saccharomycetaceae
Gene: VPS55
Product: Vps55p
Exons: 1
Coding region: 1-420 (139 amino acids)
Biological process (GO): late endosome to vacuole transport via multivesicular body sorting pathway
Cellular component (GO): endosome; Vps55/Vps68 complex
Source: RefSeq, a predicted model, not a curated record
AUGGAAUUUAAAGUUUCACCACUUACGAAAAUCAUAUCAUUAUCAGGUUUCUUAGCCCUCGGGUUCCUCCUAGUCAUUUUAAGUUGCGCAUUGUUUCGCAAUUAUUACCCCUUAUAUGAUAUCCUCAUUUUCUUACUAGCACCUAUUCCAAAUUCCUUAUUCAGCAAAACAUCAUAUAGUUCCUCUGACUUCAUGUCUGAAUCUUCGGAGAGUGGAAGUGACUUGGGCCAUUUCUUAACAGGUAUGUUGGUAACGAGCGGUAUAGCCCUACCAGUAGUCUUUUACCAUUGUAAUCUAAUUGGUUCCAUAAGUUGCACAAUGAGUAUGUUGGGUGGUCUGAUCAUAUAUUCCAGUGUGGUUAUUUUCUCGUGGUUUUUCCAUAGUAAUUGGGACAAUGAAGAAGAUACAUUAUUUACUUAG